Toxotes jaculatrix (banded archerfish) is the source of this 1146-nucleotide messenger RNA. It is a transcript of the gene il1b, whose product is annotated as interleukin 1, beta. NCBI's taxonomy places the organism in Eukaryota, Metazoa, Chordata, Actinopteri, Toxotidae. Gene Ontology annotation, biological process: inflammatory response; immune response; macrophage chemotaxis. The transcript is spliced from 6 exons. Bases 150 to 941 code for a protein of 263 amino acids. Gene Ontology annotation, molecular function: cytokine activity. The record is from RefSeq and is a predicted model, not a curated record.
UGCGACAGUGGAUGCGACAGUGAACCUGCAGGGUGACACGUGGCUGAGGCUGCUGAGCCAGAGACGGACACAUCACUAACAAAUCAGAAUCUACUCAGCUCCUUCACUCUUGUUCUUUCUAUCAUAACCGAGCAGUUUACAUCAAGACGAUGUCGGAGUUUGAUCUGCGUGACGCCCUGGAGAGCCCUCUCACACCAGAGCCCUGCUGCUAUGACAUGAAGGGUAUUCAACAAGAGAUCAUCAACCUUGAUACGGGACUGGACCUGGUGGUUUCCCGUCGCCGAAAGAGCAUGCAGGGUGCAGCUACGCUGGUGAUGGCGGCGAACAGGAUGAAGAAUCCCCCAACUUCCAAAGAGCUCAGCAACAGUGAGCUGUGCAUGGCGAUCAUGGAGAGCCUGGUCGAGGAAACUGUUGUCCAGAAGGUUGAAAACUUCACCACAGGAGAGAAAAGAAUCAUCUUCCAACGCGUCAACAGUGUGAGGGAGUGCACUCUGAGCGACGCCUGUAAGAAAGAUAUCGUCCACGCGACAGGAGAGUUAAAAUUGGAGGCCCUCACUCUGAAAGGAGGACACGGAGAUCGCAAAGUGAAUUUUAGGCUGUCCAGGUACAUCACUCCCUGCGUCCCUGUGGGUGAGACUGGUCAGACUGUUGUCCUGUCAGUCACCAACCAAAACCUGCACAUUUCCUGCACCAUGAACGGCGACAAAGCUGAGCUGCACCUGGAGCAAUGCAGCGAGGACUGUUUAAAUCGGAUCAGCAGCGACAACGACAUGGACCGUUUCCUCUUCUACAAGAGAACCACAGGAAAAUCUGUGAUCACGUUCGAGUCGGUGAAGUACUCCGGCUGGUUCAUCAGCACUUCCUCUGAGAAGGAGAACCAGCCGGUGGAGAUGUGCAGGGUGGAUACUGCCCAGCGUCUCACCAACUUCAGAGUGAAUUAAAAAAAUGUUUUUGCUCUUAUUGGCUGAAGGAGCCGCAUCCGUUCGAAUGUAUCCAGAAUUAUGCUGCUUUUUUUUGGUUUACUCUUUAUUCUACCUGACCACUAGAUGGCAGUGUUGCCUGCUGUAUGAUAACGCUGAGCUCUGGGAAGCAGAAAAAAACUAAUAAUAAUUGUGUGACCCACUAAAAGUAGUGACUUAAAACGUU